AGGUUUAAAUUCCGACCUAUUGAUGUCAUAGCGUGGAUACUUUGUCCUCUUCGCUCAGUGGCAGUCAUAGGAAAUCCAGCUGUUGGGGAUUUGAAUCUUUAUAACAUUGAACUUGUUAAUGUGUGUGGGGAUGAAUAGACCACUCGGUACAAAUGUUUGUUUCAAAAGGGAAACAAAUGGCUGAUAUAAUUAACUGAGAAUGAUCCGCUCAGGUAAAGUGCCUUAAGGCAUUGGGACGCGAAAAAUAUAAGACCAGAGAAUUGUAAUUGACAGAACCUUCAAACAAAUGACCAACUGGAUAGGAGCAUCAGCUUUUCACCACUGAGCAUGGCAUUGUACAUUGUUACCAGAAAUCUUCAAGCACAUGCCCAUUGAAGCUCAAAUGUAAUCCCUCAAGUUUUAAAGCAAAAGGCAAUCAUUUAAAAAAAAUGUUACGCCUUGAAAUAUAAUGUGCCCGAGACCCCAAGUCUGGAACUAUAGCGUAGAAAUUACGUAAAUAACCCCUUUCCUUUUUCAGGACUCAAUACAAAAAUAAUAUGAAGUGAGUAAAAGCGAACUAUCAAUGGGUUCGGUUGUAUUGUCUGCUGCACUGUAUUAAUUAUCCUUGUUUGGGAACCCAACAUCCUGUGGAUAUAUUUGGAGUAAAUGAAUAAAAGGCUGUGGAGAAAGCAAUGUUCAGGCUUGAGGGCAAUCUUGCAAAGGAAAGAUACACUUUGUAUUUUCACCGCUGGGAUAUGGCUGUAUACUCUAUUGUGCAUUAGAAAGGGUGCAGCAGCUUAUGUGUACAGUAUUGGACACCAAGCUGUAACCCACACGUAAAACCCCUGGGCGAAACAAAGGAAAAUCGGUCCCCAGUGAAGAUGCCAGGGUAGCGGGUAAUAUCCGAAAGCUGCACUUGAUUCAACCCAGAGAUUUACUGUCCUGUUUCUGCUGGUUUUAUCCUCUGCACUCCUCUGAUUUGGGUUGUGUGUGUUUAGGAGGCUGGGCUGGGCUGGCCCACAGCAGGGCGAUCACAUGGUACCGGCUGAUUGACACCGGAGCUGCAGGCUUUGGGGCUGGGACUCGCUGUUAUGGGAACCUGGAGAAACGUUGGCCAGCAGCAAUGAGCAAGCGAAGGGGAAAUGGCCAGGUCGGGCAGUGAUGGAGAACCGCAACAGCACGUCGCCGGCCACGAUGCGCCGGAGCCACAGGUUUUAUCCCUGGACGAGGUGCUGAGGGCGUACGAGCAGCCCAUCAAUGAGGAGCAAGCCUGGGCUGUGUGUUACCAAUGCUGCCGCUCUCUGCACCGAGACUGGCCCCAGGAGCAGGUGCGCAUUGGCCGCGUCCGGGAGCUGGCAGCCAUCCUGCUGCAUCGGGAUGGCACCGUCUCCCUGUGCGGGGAGGACCACAACAGGCCGCCGUUUCCAGGUUCAAAGGCAAACAUCUCCCCUCGACUAUGCACAGAAGGAGAGAUCGUGCAAUCCCUGGGAUUUGCUAUUUACCGAGCAUUAGACUGGGGCUUGGAUGAGAAUGAGGAGCGAGAGUUGAGUCAGCAGUUGGAGCAGCUGAUUGACCAGAUGGCAAACAAUGAUUCUGAGGGUAGCAAUGGUACAGCUGACGAGGGGUACAGCGGGCAGGAUGAUGAGGAAGAGGGUGAUGUUCCACAACGUUCAGUGAAGACUUUUGAACAAGUAAUGAAGGCGUGUGCUGCACAUUUAUUGAAUCGAAAUGAAGCAGAUUCACAUUUUCAAGCAGUCUGCAGGGCAUUGUUUGUGGAAACCUUGGAGUUACAGACUUUCCUGGUGAAAAUCAAAGAUGCUAAAGAGAUGCUGAAGAAGAUGCAGUUUGGAGAAUCAGAGACUCAGCAGAUUCCAUUAGUUGAAUUGGACAACUUGAACCAUACUGACUGGGCACGUCUAUGGGUGCAGCUAAUGCGAGACCUCCGCCAUGGUGUCAAACUAAAAAAAGUUCAGGAAAAACAGUACAACCCUUUACCUACAGAGUAUCACCUUACUCCAUUCGAGAUGUUAAUGCAGGACAUUAAAGCACGUAAAUAUAAACUGCGGAAAGUUAUGGUUGAUGGUGACAUCCCGCCAUGUGUGAAGAAAAAUGCUCACGAACUCAUUCUUGAGUUUAUAAGAUCACGGCCACCUUUAAAACCGGUCUCUGAAAGAAAUCUUGGACCAAAGCCUCUGAAACCACGUAGUCUACAUGAACGAAUUCUGGAAGAGAUCAAGUCAAAGAAAAAGCUUCGACCAGUGCACACAGCUAGUCGAAAUAAGAACAAAGAGGUGACCUUUGGAUCUCUGCCAUGCCUUGUGCAUGCCUGCUCUGAUGACCUCAAGUCUACUUCAUGCAUAGAUCUCUCCGUUCCUGAGUCCAUGGGAAGCACACAGCGGCCUAGACCCAGAGUACUACUAAAAGCCCCAACACUGGCUGAAAUGGAUGAAAUGAACAUUUCAGAGGAGGAAGAGUCACCAAGCGCAGAGAUGCGAAGAGUUACCAGCUCCCCAAUUCCUUUAAAACGUGAUCGCUCAUUCUCAGAACAUGAUCUCCAACAUUUGCAGACUGAGUUAGCUCUGUCCCAAUCUGAAUCUGCUUAUCUCUCAAAGGUUUCUGAGAAUGAGACUGUAAUUGGGACAACGCCUUUGCACCAAGUAAAAGAGAAUGCAGAAAUGCAGCCUAUAAAUUUCCAGGCAUCUGAAAGCACUCAUUCUUGUUUGGUAGUGGAAGACAAGCUCCAAUCUGUCAAGGGUAUUCCAGAGACUCUUCCAACCUUUUCUAAACGUCAAUGGCUGGAGGAAUUCAGUCACCCAGUGGAGAGCCUGGCUUUAACUGUGGAGGAAGUUAUCAAUGUCAGAAAGGUCUUGGUCAAAGCUGAAAUGGAAAAGUUUCUGCCAAACAAAGAUCUCUACAACAGCCUGAAAAAGGGAAAGGUCUGCUGCUGCUGUAAAAUGAAGUUCCCGUUGUUCUCAUGGCCAUCGACAUGUUUAUUGUGUAAAAGAUCAGUUUGUGGUUCUUGCAAUUUAAAGAUCAAGAUUCCUUCCAAGAAAUUUGCUCAUAUACCGGUUUACACUGUGGGUUUUGAGAAUCUCCAUGGAACCGCUCACACCAAAGGAUAUUUCCAAUCUCGAUCUCUGAAGAGUCUCAGUAAUCGGUCAGUAGAAAAGGAAUUUCCACACCUUUACACAAACGGCUGUAGUUUCAAAGAUAUUUGUGCCGAAUGUGCAAAAUUUGUUGCCGAUGUCAUCAACUCAAGUUGUAAAAGUGUGGACCUUCUGAAUAAUACCCCGAGGAGGAAAGUCCAAUCUAUGUAUGUGCGCUCAACAAGAUCCUGAAGAAAAUAAGAACUAGAUCUAAUUGUGUUUGAAUACCACAUGAUUCCAGCCAAAGCUGUUAACAGUUGUGCUGCACGUGCUGAUUUAGAUCCUAAAAUAACAAUAUGUACUGCUUUAAAGAAGUGCUCAUGACAUCUGAUCUCUAGCAGGUGUGACAAAUGGGUCUUGUGAAAGUUACAAUAUAAGGAUGAACAUUUUCUUGUUAAAAUGCUGAUGACAUGAACAAGGCAAAAUGAUGGUACUCCAAGUUGGUUCAUAAGCUGAGGAAGCUUGGAUUUUCUAAACUGAAAGUUUCACCUUGAUGGAAACUAGCUCUAAAAGUCAGGGCAGGGAUUUGGGCAAAAUGUACAGAUUUUGAGAGAAAUUUGCCAUCUUGACAGGGACAAGAGGCUAGGUCAGGGUAAAAUGCAUAAAAUUGAAAAUUUAUUUUCCUUUUUAUUUUGAAUGAUUUCAUUAAUUUAUUUUGUUUGGAUGUGAUCUCCUGUAGGCUUCCAACUAAUAUUUCUGUGCUUCCUGGCUCCUGAGCCUCUGCUGCUGAUAUUUUAAUUCUAUUAAGUUUUCUACUUCAUGAAGAUGAAUACUGAUGCAAGGUUUUGGUUUCUAUCAAUGUUAUACAUCCAAAAUUAUCCCAUUUAUAUACCAUGGUUUCAACCAUGGUUUUACUUAAAGUGAGUUUUAUUGUAAUCCUUGAUUAAUAUGAGGAUAUUUGUUUAUCAUUAUCUGUUAUAAUUGGAGAUCAAUAUUUGUGUAUUGUCAUAGUUAUUCUUAAAUUGUCACAAUAUAAAAGUUAUCAAGAGUUAGUGACACUUAAGGUGAGUUCUUAUUCCUAGUUGUGCUAUAUCUCUGUGAACAUUCUGUAAAUGAAAUAGCUUUAUUCUUGUCAUACCUGGGGAGCGAUCAAACAAAGCUAUUCUGAAUUUAGAAUAAGAUAUUAUAUUGGAUCUUGUUACUUAAUUUACCACUAGCUAAUGGCUCUAUGGAACAGCAGAAUACCAGUUAACUGCCUGCCUGCUUGCUGAAAUGCCUGUGGUUAAUAGAUAUUUUGCUGCCCUUUUGCUUUAUUAAUGGACAUAUUCAUAAAAGAAAGGAAUAUUCUAACAAUACUUUAUCUUCUUACAUUAAUAAUAGUCUCAUCCAUCUACACAUUGUUUGGCUAAGUGUAUACCAGUAACAUUUAUGUUAUGAGUUUUUACAAUGAGGUGCUGACAUGAUGUAGUAAUCAUAGACAAGGUGUCAUAACAGCCUUGAAUAUUUUAUCAGUACUUUGGAUUUUUUGUACUGAUGAACUUCACAUUAAUGUGGAAUGGACACUAACAAUGAUAAUGUUAGAAAUAGAAAACAAAAUAGAAAUAGUUCAGAGUUAAAAAAUUAAACCAAGUGAAGUUCAAUUAAUAUCGUAGAACUCAAGUUCCUAAGUGCUUUAACUAAAGUCACCUCAUUCAGGAAAUCACCAGUACCAAUGUCACCUUAUCCAAGCUUUUGGGAUUUGUUUGUUUGUCUUUACAUUCUGCAUAACUGAUCCCCUUUUAUGGCUAUUCUUGUGGCUACUGCAUUCAGGCAACAUUAUGUCAUGGAAAACACUGAUGAGCCUAUCAUGUUUGCAGUCUUCUACCAGGAUAUGCACUGCUUGUAAACAUCUAAAUAAACAACUAAUGAAUGGAAACUCCAACUUUUGGGAGAAAUUAAACAUUGAAGUUAUAAACGUAGCUGUUGCUAUGCAAACCUGGAAUUAUUUCCCUUCUCAAGACUUAAUGUUUUCAUUGAAAAUAUGGGACCACAUAAUCAAUAGGCUGCAGCUUUCAUUUAUUUGAAAGUGAAUGAUUAAGAAAUGAGAAAACAAGUUCCAAUAAAUAUGGAGCACUGCAUGUUUUAACAGCUUAUAAAGUUGCCUGAUGCUGAGAGUUCAGCUUUUCAGAGGUUUGAUAAUAGAUUUAGAAAUUUUAAGAGUGCCUUUUGAUUGUGAUAAAAUCUGUUCAAGAACAUUGUACUGCAUCUGUUAACUUUAGUGUUUAAUAUGUAAACACAUAGGUCUGGGGAAGCUAGUGUUUCUGUUAUUGAUUCAACUUUGGCAUAACAUUUCUUAUUAGCUUUUGCAUGCUCAAAAUGUUUAACAAUGGUGAUCUUGUAAGACAGGUACAUGAUGUAGCAUUUAAUAAGCUUAAAAGUUUUCCUGAUUGUGGACAUAAACGAGAUUUUUGUUCCUGUGUUCAACCGCCUGGAUGUAAUGCAUGCCAAAGAGCAGCCACUAGGAGUACAGUAUCAAUUGAACAGAACAUUACACCUUUUAAGGAUAUGUCUCCACAGGAUAGGACCUACACGAAUGUACUGUCAUAAAUAGAACUCUUAAGUUAGACUUGAAGACCUGUCAUAUCUGCUAACUACAUCAUCAGGCAUGUCUGUGUGCACAGUUUCCACAUCCAGAUGUUCAUUUCAAACAAUACUCCAGCUGUCAGAGAAAUCAUGCAGGUAUGUAGUUAUAGGGCCAAACUGUUAGCUUCUGGUUAAGACAUUGCACCACAGUGAAAAAUUGCAUCUCACCAAAGAAACUAUGAAGGAGGAAAAUUGUGUUUCAGUGCUGCAAGUUUUUAGUAGAAGUAACGAAUAUGACUAAUUAUCAAUGCAUCUUCCCUGGAAUGAUGGGAUGUGUGUUGUGUGUGUAUAAUGACUGGAUAUCAGUCAAACAGCAUGUGGAAAAUAAUAUUAUACAGAUGAAGAAAUAAACAUUUUAUGUGGAGCCUGUUGUCCAACAUGGAAUGUAAAGGUAUUUGAUAUGUAUGUAUUUUUCUUGUAAAUAAGUUCUAUUUACUGCUGGAUUAAAUAAAAUUGAGCAAAUUGUUCAGCCAA
Chiloscyllium plagiosum (whitespotted bambooshark) is the source of this 6161-nucleotide messenger RNA. It is a transcript of the gene spire2, whose product is annotated as spire-type actin nucleation factor 2. NCBI's taxonomy places the organism in Eukaryota, Metazoa, Chordata, Chondrichthyes, Orectolobiformes, Hemiscylliidae. The record is from RefSeq and is a predicted model, not a curated record. Gene Ontology annotation, molecular function: microtubule binding; actin binding. Gene Ontology annotation, biological process: polar body extrusion after meiotic divisions; Golgi vesicle transport; actin filament polymerization. Gene Ontology annotation, cellular component: cell cortex; cytoplasmic vesicle membrane.